Rosa chinensis is the source of this 3446-nucleotide messenger RNA. RefSeq lists its product as uncharacterized. Bases 271 to 3333 code for a protein of 1020 amino acids. The record is from RefSeq and is a predicted model, not a curated record. Lineage: Eukaryota; Viridiplantae; Streptophyta; Magnoliopsida; Rosales; Rosaceae. The transcript is spliced from 9 exons. Gene Ontology annotation, molecular function: protein binding.
AUUGAAUUGAUUGUACGAGUCUGACGAACAUCACCAAAACUCAUUCAAGUCGAUCCCCACCCAAUUACUUUCGAAACCAAAGCCUUUAAUUUUUGGUCGUCGAAGUCUUUUUUAUUAUUAUUAAUAUUGUUUUAUUUUAUUUGAAACGAUCAUAAAGAGAAAUUCAACUAGAGUUGUAUCUAUAAAUAUGAAGUUGCCCCUGAUGCCUAGCGGAAUCUACAAGCAGCAGCGUUGCCGAAGAUUUCUUCAAUUCAACUAUUCAUAGCUAGCAUGGCAAGUACUCUAGUUGGCUCUAAUGCACUUAUUCUGGAAAUUCUUGACCGUACUAACUAUAAAUAUUGGAGAUCCAGAUUGAAAGCUUAUUUGUUGGCUGAAGAUCUCUGGGAGGCUGUCGAAGCAAUAGUGGAACCUACAAUACUCAAAGAUGAUCAAGCCGAUUAUAAGGCCUGGACCAAAAAGAAUGCCAAGGCUUUGUAUGCAAUCCAAAAUUCAUGCGGGAGAGAGUUGUUCCCUUUUAUAUGUGACAUUGAGACGGCAAAAGUUGCCUGGGCGGCUUUGGAACAAGAGUGCAAAGUUGUGCAAGGAUAUGAUGAGAACAAUGCCGACCACUUAGUGCGCUUUAAAUUGUUCAUAGAAUCAGUGAGCAGUGGUGAUUGGGAUAAGGCAAAGAAGUGUCUUGGAGAAGUUGAUAUGCGCAGUGUAGUAUUAAGGGCAGUACGUGGACGACAUGGAGUAAUAGCUCUUCAUGUAGCAGCCAUGGAAGGGCACGCGCAUAUCGUAAAAGAGUUGGUGCAGCUGAUGACACAAGAAGAUUUGAAAACGAAAACCGCUCAUGGUCACACAGCUCUUCACGCAGCAGCAUGGAUGGGGCAUGUGCAUGUUGUGAAAGAGUUACCGGUGCCGUUGAUGGGAGAACUAAAAGACAGUGAUGGUGACACAGCUCUUCAUAUAGCAGUCCAGGAAGGGAAGGUCGAUAUUGUUAAAGAGUUGGUGUUGCUGAUAAGACAAGAAGACUUGAAAAUAAAAAACGAUGCUGGGUACACGGCUCUUCACCUAGCAGUCAAUAAGGGGAAUGUGCCUAUGGUCAAAGGGUUCAUGAGAAAAGAAAAAGAUGAGAAUAAUAUUGGCAAGGACGACUUUAAGCAUUAUAUAUCGUUUAUCACCUAUGUGACAAAUGGUGAUUGGGAUCAGGCGAAUGAGUAUCUUAAAGAACUAGAUAAUCCUUGUGGUGCAGUAACAGCAGUAGAUCCAAGAAACAACUAUCGAGAUACUGCUCUUCACGUAGCAGCCCUGAAAGGGCAUGUGGAUGUUACCAAAGGAUUGGUAUUGUUGCUGAAAAUGAGACAAGAAGAUUUGGAAUUGAAAACCGCUGAAGAUUUCACAACUUUUGGUUCUGGUAUAACUUUAGGGGUCAGUGAAGAAUUCCUCAUGGAAAAGGCCAAAUAUAUGGUUGGACAGUACGAGAAAACACUUGGCAGCUGUUUGGAGAUACAAAACGCUGAAGGUUUCACAGCUCUUCACCUAGCAGUACUGCGGGGGUAUAGGGAUAUUGUCAAAGAGUUGGUGCCAUUAAUGAGAAAAGAAGGUUUAGAAAUAAGAGACGCUUGUGGACGCACGACUCUUGACAUUGCAAUCUUACUAAGGCAUGUGGAUUUUGCGAAGGAGUUAGUGCAAUCGAUGAGACCAGAGGCUUUGGAAGAAAAAGACGGUCAAGGUUUUACAGCUUUAAAUCAGGCUAUUCAAUGUCUCAAUGAUGGAGACGUUCAAGAAAUGGCUAAAUACAUGGCUGAAAAGAAUGUUAAAGUAUUUGGCAUAUCCUCGGCUCCCCAUGAUGACAUUCCAGUUGUCGACGCUCUUCGUCGGAAUAAAUGGAAAUCGGCUCGCUAUAUGUAUUCUGUCACUCCACUUGAAGCUCUCGAGGGACCCAAUGGCAGUUUACUUAUUUGCUUAUGUCUCAAUGCUAGCAACACGAUUGAUUUGGCAUGGGACUUGCUUCAACAUUUGCCAAAUUUGGCUUUCACUAUCACUAAAUCGCCUGAAUCUACUCCUAUGUUGAAAUUGGCUCGCAUGCAUUUUGCAUUCUUAAGUGGAACACGACUCACACGUUGGCAGAGAUGGCUUUAUGAUCGUAUACACAUACCAGAAGUUGAUGUUAACAUUCAUGAUAUCUCUAUAAAUGUUGCUGAAUCAGAAAAUGAUCAUGACAAUAAAAGGGAUUUCAUUUCCUCAGUUAUGACUUUGUUUAGAAGAUUUGCCAAAAGUGUCUAUAUAUUUUGCGGACUUCAUCGUAUAUAUUUAAUGAAAUCAACACAUAAAUGGAUCAUUCAAUUUCUACAUUGCAUGGGUGAAGCGACAACAGUUUUUGGUCUCACACCUGAUCAAUACGACAUGGUGACAAGAUCAAUUUUCAAAGCUAUAGAACAAGGGCAUCAUGAGUUUGUUAUUGAACUGUGUAAAGCAAAUCCACAACUACUCAGGGACACUUGUGAUGAAAAGGGGAUGACUAUAUUUGAUUUUGCCAUCCGAUAUCGUCAAGAAGAGGUUUAUAAUCUUAUAUAUGAGCUUGAGGAAGAAAAGCGAAAUGACAUUGGAAUUCGUCUAGUGAACUCUGACAAUAGUAUGCUACAUUUUGCCGCUGAUUUGUUCUCGUUUUCAUAUUUUGAUCAUAUUCAAGAUGCAAGUUUGCAAAUACAGAGAGAACUACAAUGGUUUAAGGAGGUGGAGAGAUGUGUACCUCUUGAAAUGCAUGAAUAUCGAAAUCGUUCAAAUGAUUUGACAGCACGUGAACUAUUUACCAAGAAUCACAAGAGAUUGAUAGAGGAUGCAAAAAAUUCAAUGAAAGAAACAGCAAGUUCUUGUACACUUAUAGGUGCUCUCAUUGUUACAAUCAUGUUUGCUGCAGCUUUCACACUUCCCGGUGGAAAUAAUGAUAACACAGGCCUUCCCUUAUUACAAAAUAACAGGUUGUUCAAGGUUUUUAUAGUUUCAGAUGCCGUAUCACUUUUUUCUUCCACAACUUCAGUAAUUACAUUCUUGGGAAUACUUACGUCACGUUUUGCGGAACAAGAUUUCCUCAAAUAUUUGCCCACAAUGAUGAGGACCGGCGUAUUCACCCUUUUUUUCUCUAUUGCCACCAUGAUGAUUGCAUUUUCUUGUGCACUUGUCAUUAUGCUUGAUGGAGAAGCAUGGAUUGUUAUACCAAGUAUUUUGUUUGCUAGUGUUCCAUUGAUAUCAUUCGUAUGGUGGUUGUUCCCUCUCCUCGUAGAUAUGUUCAAGUCUGCUCAUGGACCUGGAAUAUUGGCCAAAGAAAAAGAUAAUGAAACCAUGAUUUAAAAAUCUGACAUUAUCUAUGAUAUGGGUUUUUUUUUUCAUUCAACAUUGUAAUUGUAAUGACUUGAAUUUUCGUUGUUAAUUUCUUGAAAUUAAUAAAGGAUCAGUUUGUACAA